UCUCCUGAACCGCCGCGAUGUCCCAAAUUCUGAAUUUCCCUCCAAUGUCUCACUCUUCUCCUUCUUCUUCCUCCUUGAAAAGCCACUUUCCCCCCACAAUUACUUAUUCGAUCGUUCCUUUCAAGCCCAGAAAUUUACUACCCACCCUCACAACUCUCUCUAUCGCGUAUCCACUGGGUUUUGCCAAACCCAUUUUGACCAUGUCAUCGGAUAAUAUGACCAGUAACAAUAGUCGCGCCAGCUCAAGAAACAACGAGAGAUGGUCUCUCCUUGGCAUGACCGCUCUCGUCACCGGAGGUACUCGCGGAAUCGGGCUUGCAAUCGUGGAGGAAUUGGUGAAUUUGGGGGCGAGAGUUCACACAUGUGCUCGAAAUGAAAGUGAGCUCCAAAAGUGCCUGGGAGAAUUGGAUGGUUCGGGCUUUGGGAUUAGUGGGUCAGUCUGUGAUGUGUCUGUUCGAUCACAGAGAGAGGAGCUUAUGGAUACUGUGUCCUCUGUCUUCGAUGGCAAGCUCAACAUCCUCAUCAACAAUGUUGGGACAAACGUUCGAAAACCAAUGGUAGAAUUCACUGCUGAAGAUUUUUCUAUCCUCAUGGCCACCAAUUUUGAAUCCGCCUUCCAUUUAAGCCAACUUUCUUAUCCGCUCCUGAAGGCAUCAGGAAUGGGAAGUGUUGUAUUCACGUCUUCCGUGACAGGAUUUAUGUCGCUGAAAUCUAUGUCUGUUCAUGGAGCUACUAAAGGAGCAAUCAACCAAUUAACAAAAAAUUUGGCUUGUGAGUGGGCAAAAGAUAACAUAAGGAGUAAUGCUGUCGCUCCUUGGUAUAUCAAAACCUCUAUGGUGGAGCAAGUUCUCAGCAACGAAGAAUAUCUGGAGGAGGUAUUCUCUAGAACUCCUCUUCGCAGACUUGGGGAUCCAAGUGAAGUAUCCUCUUUGGUGGCAUUUCUGUGCUUACCUGCAUCAUCCUACAUCACUGGCCAGAUCAUAUGCGUCGGUGGGGGAAUGUCUGUGAAUGGCUUUUAUCCCACACAUGACUAGAAGUAUGACCAGGCAGGACUCUCAGCCAUAAUAAGAUUCACUCUCCAAUUGCAGGUAUGCCAUAACCACUUACACUCAUUAGGGUUUGGUGAAGGAGUGGAAUUGGAAUGCAUUAGCACUGUACUAAUAUGAAAGGUGUUAAUAUUGUUGAAGCUCUAGGUCUCUUAUGCCUCCUUUUUAUUUAGGGAAAAAUGCACAGAGCACCCGCGCACUAUGCUCUUAGUGCACUUUGACCUUUUUUCUUUUUUUUUUUCAAUUUAGAGGUACAAAAAUUCUGUUCUAAUUUUAGAACAAAGAAUUGGGAAUUUCUGUCCAAGAUUCUUGCUUUUAGGGAUUAAUUUGGGGUCACGGUCAAUCCUACACAAAAUUUACGUCCUUAGUUUCAAAAACUACAUCAGUUGACCUUGUAUAUACUGAACAUCUCCUUAAUCAAUACAUGGAUAAACCUCGUACACCCAGUGGCGUACCUGAGUCUAUAAGGGUCCCAGGUGAAUUCCACAAAAGGGACCAUGUUUUCUUUUUUAUUUGUUUUUAAAUUUAUUUAUUUAUUGAUUUUUUAGUUGAAAUAUGUUGGGAAUUAUUGAUUUUUAAUUGGUUUUUUUGUGUUUGGACUAUUAUAAAAUUAAUUUUUUUUAAAAAAAUUUGGGGCCUGGAUUUGUAGGCCCGGGGCAGCCU
Molecule: messenger RNA, 1709 nt
Organism: Tripterygium wilfordii
Lineage: Eukaryota; Viridiplantae; Streptophyta; Magnoliopsida; Celastrales; Celastraceae
Product: tropinone reductase homolog At5g06060-like
Exons: 6
Coding region: 18-1034 (338 amino acids)
Molecular function (GO): oxidoreductase activity
Source: RefSeq, a predicted model, not a curated record